Molecule: messenger RNA, 1143 nt
Organism: Exophiala spinifera
Lineage: Eukaryota; Fungi; Ascomycota; Eurotiomycetes; Chaetothyriales; Herpotrichiellaceae
Exons: 3
Coding region: 1-1143 (380 amino acids)
Molecular function (GO): catalytic activity
Source: RefSeq, a predicted model, not a curated record
AUGGGGGCGAAUCCUCCGUUGAAAGGGAUCAGAGUCCUCGAACUCGGUGGCCUCGCCCCGUCUCCUUUCGCCGGGCUCGUCCUGGCCGACUAUGGCGCCGACGUCGUGCGCAUCGACCGACCGACCAGGGUGUUCGGCCCACCGCGAGACACCCUCUGCCGACACAAACGGUCCAUCGUGAUCGACCUCAAAUCGGCGGCUUCACGAGACGCCUUCCUCGCCCUGGUACGCGCCGCAGACGUGCUCAUCGACCCGUACCGGCCGGGGGUCAUGUCCCGCCUCGGACUCGGCCCGGAGACGCUCACGAAUCUCAACCCGCGCCUCAUCUACGCACACCUGCACGGCUUCCGCCCGGACGGCACGUACGGGCAGGCUGCGGGACACGACCUCAACUACCUCGCCGUCAGCGGCAUCUUGAACAUCGUGGGCCGCAAGGGCGAAAAGCCGUCGCCGCCGUCGAACGUGCUGGGCGACUUUGCGGGCGGCGGCCUGGUCUGCGUCGCGGGGAUCCUGUUCGCGUUGCUGCACCGACACUCGACCGGCAGAGGGCAGGUGGUGACGGCCAACAUGGUCGACGGGACCUCGUACCUCGCGACGUUCCCGCGGCAGCAGCACGGGCACCAGAACAUGGACCGCCCGCGCGGCGAGAACCUCUUGGACGGCGCGGCGCCGUUCUACGAAGUCUACGAGACCAAGGACGCGCGGUUCGUCGCCGUCGGCGCCCAGGAGCCGCAGUUCUACGCCCAGCUGCUGCGUGGGCUCGGGCUCGGCGGAGGCCUCGGACGGGGAAAGUUGCCGGACCAGUGGGACAGGACGCACUGGCCGGCCAUGAAGCGCAGGUUCGAGGCCAUCUUCAGAACAAAGUCCAUGGCUGAGUGGCGCGCCGUGUUCGACGGGACAGACGCGUGCGUGAGCCCCGUGCUCGCGUGGGACGAGGUCGAGGCCCCGUACCGGCCGCUCGUCGAGCUGAGUGGGAGUCCGAGUCGGGACGUCAGUGUGCAGGAAGAUUUCCCGGAGCUCGAGAAGGGUCAAGGGUGUGGCGAGGUGUUGAGCGAGUGGGUCCCGCACGUCCAGGGGAAGAUGAGUGUUGACGAUAAGACAAAGGUGCUGACGAUGAAGAACGGCAGAGAUGUGAAGUUGUGA